UAAUUCAAAAAUACCACAACAUUGCUCAUAUUGAAGGCACUCAACAUACUAGAGUUGCUCGUAGUUACGGCGAGUUCCACUCAGUUGUUUUGAUAACUUGAUUCACGUGUUUUCUUAGUGCGAUCUGGUAUUACAAAUUCCAACAAUCCCCUCAACUGUUCAAAUUGAUUGAUCAGUUGAUCAUAAUCAGUUCAAUAGUUUUGUAAAAACAUCCCGUAGAAGAUAAACCAGUUCAAUAUUUAUGAUAGCAACUCACUAACUAGUAGUCAACGUUCGCCAUGUUUCUCAAGAAGCACAAACACCUUAGCGUCUUCGUUAUAAUAUUUGUGGCAUGGCACUUAAAACAAAGCCAGUGUUUCCACUCUGAAAUAUCCUUUAUAUACCUGGAUGACCACGGCACACCUUUCGUCUCACAAGAGUCCCACGAUAAUGAAGUCGUCACUGGAACCUUUACGGACAAAACAGAAUCCGAAGGGUUCUCCUAUUUAACCAUUGAAGCCAACUCUGCAUUUCCAGAUGAGGUUCAAGCAUACAGUGCCGGAUACAUGGAAGGAAUCCUUACUUCUCUCAAGAUCAACCAGAUGUUUAGCAAUACAGGCGCUGGAGGUUGGCCUAUAAGCGACAACGUCAAAUCAUUCAUAGCCGAGAACUUGUAUUUCAUGAAAGCCAAGGUAGACAGAAAUCAGGACCAUUCGUAUUGGUACCAUACAGGACUGCUCAUGUUCCAGAUCAAAGGUAUAGAAGACGCUUUUCUGGGUAACCCAUGUAAGGUAUCCAGAGACAUAGACCCCAUGGGUCCAAUGUGGAUGUUCCAGUGGCAGAUGGGUGAAUUAUCCGACAUCGAGACAAAGUUUGGAUCCGUAGAAAAACGAUUUCCAUCUUUCUCAUGUAGCGCUUUAGUGCGAAACCUAGGAAGUGAUCUGCUUGCAUCUCACGUUACUUGGGGCGACUAUAUCAUGAUGCUGAGAAUCAUCAAGAAAGUAACUUUGCCUUUCAGAAUGAGUAAUUCUGACAACCAAACCCUGCCUGCUGCAACUGUUCUAGAAAGUUCGUACCCUGCAAUUAUCAAUUCAGUAGACGACUAUUACAUAACAAGUCAGAAAUUAACUAUUCUGGAAACUACAAAUGGCAUUCAAAACCGUACUCUGUAUGACUACAUUACAGCUAACAACUCGGCACCAUAUUUUGUACGCGUGAUGGUUUCUAAUAGAUUAAGUUCUUCGGGCCAAGAAUGGACAGACUAUUUCGGAAAGUUCAAUUCCGGCACUUACAACAACCAAUGGAUGGUAGUAGAUUACAAACAGUUUAAUCCGAAGGACUCGCAACCGAUAAAAGCAGGAACCUUGCAUGUUUUGGAACAAUUGCCUGGUUUCAUAAUGGCAAAAGACAUGUCCCAUACGUUGGUUAGUAGCGACUAUCAAAACGCUUGGGUCAGUUACAAUGUUCCUUAUUUCGAAGCAACUCAGCAGAUAAACAACUAUUCGGCGUACAUUAACGAGUAUGGUUUGUUCUACUCUCACGAUCAGUGUCCUAGAGCAAACAUCUUUCGCAGAGAUCUCCACAAAUCGCAGGAUCUUAAUUCAACUAUAGCUCUCAUGCGUUACAACGAUUUCCAAAAUGAUCCUUACGCUAAGUGCAACUGCACGCCUUUGGGUUACAGUAGUGAAAACGGAAUAAGUGCUCGGUGCGAGUUGAACCCUUUGAAUGGUACGUACAACAUAGCAUCUGAAAGUGCUAGGUGUCACGGCGCAACUGACUUCAAAAUAACGAAUGCUGAGAUGAUAAAUUCGCUGCAGAUGGUCGCAAUUAGUGGACCCACUCAUUCUCAGCAGCCGGUGUUUGACUGGACACUUCAAGAAAACACCGCAUGUAAGGGAAUUUCGCCCGAAGGGCAUCCGAAAAGAUUCAAAUUUGGACCUGUUUUGGUGGAUAUCUGAUGAGACUGAUGAUUAAACUACAUCAUUGCAUUCAAAAUAAAGAUGAAACUUUUAACUCGUGUAACCAUAUUAGUUUCAGCAAUUUUUUUUCCAAAGAAGCUCAAUGUCUCGGAUUCAAUUAGAGUAAGUAAAAAAGCCAUCGUCUAGAAACAUACAUGAACUCAUCUAACUGAACUAUCUUUACAUCGUUAGACGGUCAUCUAAGAGUGUUUGAUUGGCAAAAAAAUUCUUAAAAAAUUGCGAUUUUAAGAAGCAGGUAUCCGUCAGUGAAAGUAAUAACUUACGAACUUUAAGACCUUUCGUUAAAAACUAUAUUCAUUGUUCUUUAAA
Molecule: messenger RNA, 2267 nt
Organism: Symsagittifera roscoffensis
Lineage: Eukaryota; Metazoa; Xenacoelomorpha; Acoela; Convolutidae
Product: putative phospholipase B-like 2
Exons: 1
Coding region: 279-1937 (552 amino acids)
Biological process (GO): phospholipid catabolic process
Cellular component (GO): extracellular region
Molecular function (GO): glycerophospholipase activity
Source: RefSeq, a predicted model, not a curated record